Molecule: messenger RNA, 336 nt
Organism: Dujonia railenensis
Lineage: Eukaryota; Fungi; Ascomycota; Pichiomycetes; Serinales; Debaryomycetaceae
Source: the annotation of a GenBank genome assembly
AUGUUGUCGUUUUGUCCAAACUGUGCUAACAUGCUUCUCAUCUCACAAGCAGAUGAUGGCUGCAAUAGAUUUUACUGCCCCACCUGUCCCUAUGAAUUUAAAAUAAAUGGAUUCCAAAUGUAUGAUAGGAAGAUGCUCUCGAGAAAGGAAGUAGACGAUGUUUUGGGAGGAGAUGGAGCUUGGGACUUGGUCGAUCAGACUGCUGCCCAGUGCCCCAUCGAUUCGUGCGGUGGUGAUAAGGCAUAUUUUUUCCAGUUACAGAUCAGAUCUGCGGAUGAACCAAUGACCACAUUCUACAAAUGUGUUAAAUGUUCACACCAAUGGAGAGAAAAUUAG